GCAGAGGAGGAUUGUGGGACGGCGGCGGCCUAGUCUGCAGAGACAGACAGGGGCGAACAAGUGUUUCUGAAGCAAAAGCAGGAAAACGGAGCAAAAAAUAACCCUCAUACCGGCGUCGUACCUCCGAAGCGCUUCCCACCUGUGAGCCAUGGGGCAGGAGGAUCUGAUGAGCACGGCGGAGGAUGUGGCGGACCAGUUCCUCAGAGUGACGAAGCAGUACCUGCCUCACCUGGCCCGCCUGUGUCUAAUCAGCACCUUUCUGGAGGACGGCAUCCGCAUGUGGUUCCAGUGGAACGAACAGAGGGACUACAUUGAGGCCACCUGGAACUGCGGCUACUUCCUGGCCACGUGCUUUGUGCUGCUUAACCUUUUAGGACAGCUUGGCGGCUGUGUCCUUGUUCUCAGUAGAAAUUUCGUGCAGUAUGCUUGCUUUGGGUUAUUUGGCAUUAUUGCGCUACAGACUGUUGCCUACAGUAUCCUGUGGGACCUAAAGUUUUUGAUGAGAAACCUGGCGCUGGGCGGUGGUCUGCUGCUGCUUCUGGCCGAGUCGCGCUCAGAAGGGAAGAGCAUGUUCGCAGGCGUGCCGUCGAUGGGGGAGAGCUCCCCUAAACAGUACAUGCAGCUGGGUGGCCGCGUCCUGCUGGUGCUCAUGUUCAUGACCCUGCUGCACUUCGACUCCAGCUUCUUCUCGAUCCUCCAGAACAUGGUGGGCACAGCCCUCAUCAUCCUAGUGGCCAUCGGCUUCAAGACCAAGCUGGCCGCGCUCACCUUGGUGGUGUGGCUCAUGGCCAUCAACGUCUACUUCAACGCCUUCUGGACGGUGCCUGCCUACAAGCCCAUGCACGACUUCCUCAAGUACGACUUCUUCCAGACCACAUCAGUCGUCGGGGGCUUGCUGUUAGUGGUCGCUUUGGGUCCGGGGGGCGUUUCCAUGGACGAGAAGAAGAAAGAGUGGUGAGGAGACCCCCAGGGUCCCCCCCCCUUCACAAACAACAAAAAAACCUAAAUCCACUGCCCAGGACACAAGGACCCCCAGUCUUUUCACUACAACAACAACAUCCCAGUGCAACAACUUGGAGCCACUUCGAUCCUCUUCCUCUGCCUUUUGGAUAAUUUCUCCCACUUUGUUUUGUUUUUAUGAGAUGAGAAUGGCAACAAUCUUGAGUUUUUAUAUCUGCCCCUAAUGCAGACUGAAAAUAAGGACCUGUCCAUGAGUUACGGUUGAUAUAAUCCACCCCUCCCCCCUCCCCCUGACCACCAAUCUCCAAAUUUAUUUGCCUUUCUCUUUCUGCAGAUCUCACUGUUAACUAUCUAUGCCAUCGUUCACCUUAAGAAGUUCCCGUCAGGAUGCCUGGUUAAUGUACAUUGUUAAGGGUUUUCGGUUUUAAGACGUUUGGAGAAAUAGCUGUGAAUGUGUUCCUAUAGAUUCUGUGAAUUGACGGUAAUUUAGUGCUUUGAUCGAGGAUUAAGGGCGAUCAGUUUACAAGUGUGGCUUGACAGGCGGACUGACUUCAGUUGCGCCUAUAACUGAUAGAUUGUGGUACAUUUUCUAGUACGGUUUCCUUUGUCCCUUCCACCCUCAUAUCAAAGCAGUGGCCCUCGUGUUUUAGGGUGCGCAGGGUGUGAAUAACACUGUUUGUGGUUCAAAUGGGGGACGUUAAAUAUAUAAACUGCCAUCCAAAAAAGAAAAAAAAGAAAAGCUGAAGCUAAACCCUUCGGUUCCGUUUCGCAUCAGAGCCCUCUAGUGGACUGUGUGCUGUAUGCGUCUGGGGGUCUGACCCUUACUAGUCAAGGCAGUAGACAGGCUUACCGUUUGAGAAAAAUCGCCAUAUUUUACAGCUCUUGCGUGGGUGGAAUGGAUCGGAAACGGUCUGUUCUUGCACCUGUAUGUCGUCUUGCUCUGUGUUUUUGCUGUCGAUGAAAAAUAAUAACUCAUUAUAUUGAUUUACAGAAGUUUAUAUUGUAUUUUUUUGAUUUAUUUUUGUUUUCAGAUCAUGGCGGAGAAAAAUAAAAGCAAAAAAAAAGAGA
Messenger RNA from Colossoma macropomum (tambaqui), 2028 nucleotides. It is a transcript of the gene surf4, whose product is annotated as surfeit 4. Gene Ontology annotation, biological process: Golgi organization. The record is from RefSeq and is a predicted model, not a curated record. The transcript is spliced from 6 exons. Lineage: Eukaryota; Metazoa; Chordata; Actinopteri; Characiformes; Serrasalmidae. The coding region runs from base 149 to 958 and encodes 269 amino acids. Gene Ontology annotation, cellular component: endoplasmic reticulum; endoplasmic reticulum-Golgi intermediate compartment; membrane.